Molecule: messenger RNA, 1422 nt
Organism: Seminavis robusta
Lineage: Eukaryota; Bacillariophyta; Bacillariophyceae; Naviculales; Naviculaceae
Source: the annotation of a GenBank genome assembly
AUGCUGCCACGCUCAAGUCGUCGUCUUUUCACGCCUAGAAGUACCUGUAGUAGAAGAUCCAGCGCCACUUCUUCUACUCCAACGUCGACCCACCCCCAACACUCCGCACUGCGCACCGCUUUCCUCCACAUCCAACAACGUCCGAUUGAAUAUGCCAGCAUUCCCUGCGUGGCAGCCUUUGUGGGCAUUACGACCAAUUGGAUGGGAGUCAAAAUGCUCUUUUAUCCGAUCGAGUAUUUCGGAACCGAAAUGUAUCGAGAAAAGGACACUCCCUACGGCCUCUUUGGAUGGCAAGGCGUCGUGCCGACCAAGAGUCAGAUGAUGGGAGAUCGACUCACGACAAUCGUCACGCAACGAUUACUGAGUCUCGAGGAAGCCUUUGGGAGGAUGGAUGCGACGGAACUGGCCCAGUUUCUACAACCGGCUGUGGAAGACGUGGUCCGGAACGAUUGUGGAGAGUACUGGUACCGCGUAUUAAAGCCGUUGCUUCCUUUUGUACUGCCCUAUGCCGUGGCCAAUCUACAAAAGGAAAUCACCAAUGUGCUGGAUUUGCGAGCCAUUGUCAUGACAUCCUUUGUCCGAGAUAAACAAGUGCUGGUGGACUUGUUCCAAAAAGUGGGCCGAGUUGAAUUGGAAUUCUUGGUCAAUUCCGGAUUUGGCUUGGGUUUUGGGUUGGGACUGUUGCAAAUGCUGGGGUGGGCUGCCACUCCCCGAGCUUGGACACUGCCGGUAGCCGGAGCCUUGGUGGGAUAUGUCACCAAUUGGAUUGCCAUCAAACUGCUCUUUGAACCAGCCGAACCUGUCCACAUUGGACCGUUAGUGGUACAGGGAAUGUUUGAGAGUCGACAGGUCCAAGUCUCGGACGAGUUUGGUGGGUUUAUGGAAGAACGCGUACUCAAUUCCGAACAAUUAUUGGAAGCUUUAGCCAAAGAUGGAGAUGACGGGGAACUAUUCAAAUUUUUGAGGCGGCAACUGCCGUAUCCCAUCCCCGCGCAUAUCAUUUCGGCUGCCGUCAAGGCAGUCCAGCUAGUGGCCAAGGAGAAGGAAGGGUAUCCCGAAUUACAUGCUUAUGUCACUGACAAGAUUGAUAUCAGUGAAACAUUGGCCAGCCGUUUGAAGCUGCUGUCCCCGACCGAUUUUGAAGACUUGCUCCAUCCAGUCUUUCAAGAAGACGAAAUUACUUUGAUUGCAACAGGUGGUAUAUUGGGCCUGGUUGCGGGAAUGGCACAAACGCGGCUUGGUUGGGGCGGUCCGGCGGCAACACGAAAGGCUCUAGCUACCAUUGCAGCAGUGUUGGUGUCCAGCGCGGCUCUUUAUGGAUCCCAGAAAGUGGAAGAAAAGUUGGAUGAACAGGUUCCCAGCAAGACGCCCACCGCAGUGCUUCAAAGGAGAGUCACGGUCGUUCGAGUGGAGCCUUACUAG